AUGGAAGAAGAUGGGGGGGAUGACCUCACCCCCUUCUGGGUCCAAAGCACCACCAACCUCCGCCGAGCCGACCGCCUCCGCCGCGGCGUCGCCGCCGUGUUCUUCAGCUCGGGGCUGGUGGUUUUCCUUUUGUUGGUAACAGCUGCAUUUUUCUUGGCUUUUAUAGUGCCCUCCACCAUUUCUUUUAGUGCUACUAUUUUUAGGCCUAAUAGCGUCAAGAAAAGCUGGGAUUCUUUGAACAUUGUGCUUGUUUUGGUUGCUGUAGUUUUUGGGUUUCUUAGCAGAAAUCGAAAUGAGGAGAAAUCUCCAUUGUUUGAUGAAUUUCAAACUUCUCCGAUCAAGGACGAUGAAACCCAGAAAUCGAAAUUGUUUAAUUUUCCAUCAAAUGAUGAGGAAAAAUCGAAUCUUUAUGAAUUUCAAGAUUUUCAGCAGCAUAAAAAUUCGAUCUUGAGAAGAAGCAGCAGCUCCUACCCUGAUCUGCGUGAAUUUUCUUCAUCAAAUUGGAGUUAUGGAGAUUAUCAGAGGAGAUUUUUUGAUGAUUUUCAUGUUGAUUCGAGCCGGAGCUCGGAUCCGUUGCAGCUUCACCACCGCCGCCACCGGAGCUUGGAGCAAGUUGAUUAUCUGACGCCGCCACCGCAAACUAAGACCGUUCUUGUUGAUACAUUGGUGUCUAAAUCCAAUGCGGAGGGUAAAAGUUUUCCGGCAGAGACGGCGCCGCCGCCGCCGGAAGAUGAGGAGAUUGGGAAGAGGGUGGUGAAUGAGAGUGCGGUGGUGAGGGAGGAGAGAUCGAGCAGGAGAUUUUACAAAGAUUUGGAGAUCUCAAAUCCUGUUUCGGCGCCGAAGCCGCCGCUGCCACCGGUGGAGGAAUCUACUCCGCCGCCGGAAUUUCAAGAAAGUCAGAAACGGAGCCGUGAGAGAGCGGCGCGGAAGAAGGAAAGGUCGAGUAGAAGGCAGAUUUACAAAGAUGUGGAACCCAUCACGAUGGCACCACCACCUCCUCCGCCGCCGCCGCCGCAGAAGAGCGGCAAGAGUGAGAGAAGAAGAGGCGGCGCGGCCGCGAAUUCGACUAAAGUUUUCUUGAAUUCUCUCUACAAUAAGAAUAAGAAGAAGCAGAGGCAAAGGAGCGUAGAGAAUAUGGAUUCUCUUCUCCACGAAGCUCCGCCACCUCUGAGCUUCCAAAUUCCGCCGCCGUCGCCUCCUCCUCCUCCUCCGCCUCCGCCGCCGCCACCGUCGGUCUUCCACACUCUGUUCUCAUCCAAGAAGCCCAAAAGAAAAAGAACCAUAACGGUCACACUGGAACCAUUGCCGCCUUCGGACGCGCCGCCUCCCGCGGAGGCGCGUGACCCAGAACCCGCUUCUCAGGCGGCGGCGCCAGCGCUCACUCGCAAGCCGCCGAAACCCGUGAAGAUGAACAACUUCGACAGGCUCGACGAUGCCUCGAACAGCGGCGGUGAGUCCCCGAUGAGCCGUAUUCCGCCGCCACCACCUCCGCCGCCGCCGUCGCUCUUGAAAACCCCGGCGUGGAGGUUCGUGGUGCAAGGCGAUUACGUCAGGGUGAACAGCAACGAUAGCUCCAGGAGCGGCUCUCCGGACCUCGACGAAACGGACUCCGACGUCACUCCGUCGGCGGCGGACGGCGGCGCCGCGGUGGCGGCGGCGGCGUUGUUCUGCCCGAGUCCAGAUGUGAACACGAAGGCUGAGAGCUUCAUCACUAAUUUUCGGGCCAAAUUGAAGCUUGAGAAGAUCCAUUCCAUGAAGAAAAGAGAUGUGGGCCCGUCUAGUCUUGGCCCGGGCUCGGGCCCAAAUCAGAUUUAG
Molecule: messenger RNA, 1815 nt
Organism: Salvia miltiorrhiza (redroot sage)
Lineage: Eukaryota; Viridiplantae; Streptophyta; Magnoliopsida; Lamiales; Lamiaceae
Product: pollen-specific leucine-rich repeat extensin-like protein 1
Exons: 1
Coding region: 1-1815 (604 amino acids)
Source: RefSeq, a predicted model, not a curated record